GCUUCCUCCUACGAGUGUAGGCGUGACUUCAGAGCGAAUGUCACAUCCACCGGCCGCGACCAGACUGUCUAGUUCAGAGGUGUGGGAAGCUGGGGUGCGCUUCGUAGGGAAAGGGGGAGUAUUUUAUAUUGUUCUCUUUAGUUUUUGUAUGUUUCUUUUCGAGGGAGGGUGAGAGAGAGAGAGAGCGAGAGAGAGAGCGGUCGCCUCCUUUGCAAAAAUGAUGAAGAAACAGUUGAAUCGGAUGUUGCAGUUGGCAAACCACAGCAUUGGAAGAAGCGAGACAACAGAACUACUCAGCGAAGACCUUGUACAGUAUGAGAACCGGAUCGAGCCCACCAAACGAGCCAUGUACAAUGCACACCGGAGGCUGUUGGCUUGUCUGCAGGGCCAGCAGGGCUCCGACCUGGAGAAGCGUUUGAAAAAGAUGCCUCUCAUGUCGUUAUCCCACGUCAUGGAAGAUAGCUGCAGGGAACUCGACACUGCGUCCAGUAUUCGAAAGAUCCUGGAAGUCUGCUGUUUCAUAGAAAGCACCCUGGCCAAGGUCCUGGCAGAGCAUGAGCUCCAGGUGGAGAAAGAUGUCCUGGAUCCUCUCUUCAAGUUGUCUGAGGACGAGUUGCCCAACAUUCUGAAACACAAGAAACAGUUGGCCAAAGUGACACUGGACUGGACGGGGGCCAAAAACAGGCUCAGCCAAGCCACCAAAUCAGGGGGUCCGGGGGCUAGCACGCCCUGCGCGGGGGCCAAGGUGGAUGUGCUCCGAGAGGAGGCAGACGAGGCCUGGAGGAAAGUGGAACAAUCCAAGGAUGAAUACGCCGCUGACCUCUAUCACUUCGCCAGUAAGGAGGAAGAAUAUGCCAACUAUUUCCUAUCGCUGCUAGAGGCACAGGCUGACUAUCACAGGAAGUCGCUGAAAGUGCUCGACACCUUGAUGCCCGGGUUGAAAUCUGCCCCCAAUGCAGCAGAGCGCAACGGAAGGCAGGCUGCCUUUGGCAAACCUCUGCAGGAACAUCUGGAGAGCUGUCAGCGUCAGAUUGCUCUCCCCAUCGAGGCCUGUGUGAUGAUGCUGCUGGAGAAAGGAAUGAAGGAAGAGGGUCUAUUCAGACUUGCUCCUGCAGCUUCUGUGCUGAAACAAUUAAAAUCGUCGUUGGACAGUGGUGCUUUCAACCCGGAAGAGUUCAAAUAUGACCCCCACGCUGUGGCCGGUGCCCUGAAGUCCUACCUCAGAGAGUUACCCCAUCCCCUCAUGACAUUCAAUCUCUACGACGAAUGGUUUGAAGCUGCAAGUGAGAAAGACCAGGAGACUAAGGUGGAGAGACUUCGAGAUGUGUGCAGCAAACUGCCCGGGAAUUACUCAAACCUGCGGUACCUGAUUAAGUUCCUGGCGAGGCUGGCAGAGGAUCAGGACGUGAACAAGAUGAGCCCCAGUAACAUUGCCAUCGUCCUCGGCCCCAACCUGCUCUGGCCCCAGAAUGAAGGGAUUGUCUCACUGGCUGAUAUGGCAUCAGCUUCCUCCGUCCAAGUGGUGUCGGUGAUGGAACCCAUCAUCCUGAACGCUAACAAGAUCUUCCCAGGAGACCUGGAUUUCAAUGUCUCGGGAGCUUUCGUACCUGGGGGGCCGGGACCCUCGGAGUGCAGCCCCGCCCUGGAGCAGGAGGAAAAGGCCUCUCCCGAGCCAACACAAGUCCCCCCAACCAUCGCCAACACCACCCCCCCAGGCCCGAAGAAGGAAACCUCCACCCAGGCUCAGAGUGAGACCCUCCCAGUGGCUCCUGCCUCAUCACCAGCCCCGUCCAGGGAGGUCGGUCAGCCACAACAUCAGCCUCUACAGAGAAGCUCCAGUCAAGCCCCAGCCUCUGUCGUCCAGGCUCCCAUCAUCGUAACCAGCCACUCAGUCAAGAAAGGUCGGAGACCAACUCCCGCACGGCCAACGUUCCCGCCUCCUCUCAAUCCCAGAGCCAGCCUCUACUCUGGUCUCGAGGAGCCCAGGCCUAUGACACGGAACCUCAGGGGCUCCUCUAUGCCUCUCCGAGUGCCGUCGAUGCCCCCGCCCCGGCCCCCCACCUCGUACCAACGCACGGGCAGCAUGGGCGAGCAGGUGAGAGGAGGAGAAGCCGGGCUCCCGAACAGAAGGACUUCGGGGCCCGACGAUGGGGUCAGCCUGGCCGCAACGCCUCCUCAAAGCUUCAAAGUCGACUGGAACAAGAGGCCGGAACCCAGGCCUCGGAGCCGGUUGUUGUCAGCCAGCAAGAGCAACAAUCCCGUUGGAACCACCGUUCUCUGUGAACACGAGGAAGAGUUCACAUCAACAGAGGAAAGCAAUGACUAACGCGGCAAAAGAUGUCCCCCUCCUAACCCAACACCCACCAGUGGCCGGGCCGGUGCAGGAGACAGGCAGACCGACGCUUUGGUCAUCGCUGGCUUCUUCACCAAACUUUUCCCCAAAUUCCCGACCGGCAUGAUCCGGGCUGGAAGACCGAGACUUUCUUUUGAGAUACAAAGUGGAGGAAAAGUUCAGGACAAUACACACACACCACGCACACAGGAAGUGUUUCUUUACACAACGGCAACAGCUCGCAUUUAUAGCACGCCCCUCAUGCAGGGCCGCGUCCCAGAGCGCUUGACAUUGGCGGAGCACGACCCCGAGCCGGGCGUGAGAGAGCGCCCGGGGCUCACAUUAACACACCCCUCGUGUUUCUCGAGGACAAUCAGGAGAUGAACGAGAACUCGAAGACGCGCGCGUAACUUUAAAAGUUUGUUCGACCAAUAAAAAUCUAAUCCUUGUUCUUCU
Messenger RNA from Callorhinchus milii (elephant shark), 2788 nucleotides. Its product is annotated as SH3 domain-binding protein 1-like. The record is from RefSeq and is a predicted model, not a curated record. Gene Ontology annotation, molecular function: protein binding; GTPase activator activity. Lineage: Eukaryota; Metazoa; Chordata; Chondrichthyes; Chimaeriformes; Callorhinchidae. Gene Ontology annotation, cellular component: cytoplasm; intracellular anatomical structure; cytosol. Gene Ontology annotation, biological process: signal transduction; regulation of actin cytoskeleton organization; positive regulation of GTPase activity.